AUGCCUCCGCCGCCGCCGCCCUCCCGGCGGGAUGCCUCGACUGCGCCCAACAAGGAAGAGAACGCCUACAUCCCAAACUUCAUCUCCAAGCGACCAUUCUAUGCCGGCGAGGGGGAGGAGACAGACUACCUUGAGCAUCAGCGUCUUCAAAAGAAAGAGCAAGACUCAACAUGGUACGACCGAGGCAAGAAGGGCAAAGCCGCGACAAAGUUCCGCAAGGGUGCAUGCGAAAACUGCGGCGCGAUGGGCCACAAAGCCAAGGAAUGCCUCGAGAGGCCCAGGAAAAAGGGUGCCAAAUACACGGGAAAGAACAUCCAGGCCGACGACGUGGUGCAGGAAGUACAGCUCAGCUGGGACGCGAAGCGCGACCGGUGGAACGGCUACGAGGCCAAGGACUACAAGCAUGUCGUGGAGGAGUACGACCAGAUGGCGGAGCUCAGGCGGCAGAUGCGCAAGAAACAGGCGGGCGAGGACGGGGAGGACGCGGACGAGGGCGAUGCCGGUGAUAAGUACGCCGAGGACGUGGACAUGAGCAAGCACCAGCCUACCUCGACGAGGCAGCUGCGUAUACGGGAGGACACGGCCAAAUACUUGCUGAACCUGGACCUGGAAUCCGCGAAAUACGACCCAAAGACAAGGACGCUCGUCGACGGCGGUGCGACUGCCGACAAGGCUGCCGAGCUGUUCGCGGAGGAGGGCUUCGUGCGCGGGUCAGGCGAUGCCGCCGAGUUCGAGCGCGCGACAAAGUACGCAUGGGAGGCCCAGGAGAAGAAGGGAGACACAAGCCAGCAUCUGCAGGCGAACCCGACAGCAGGAGAGUUCUACCGGAAGAAAGAGAGUGAAGAGGCCGAGAGGAAGAAGCUGGAGAAGGAAAAGGAGCUACGCGAGCUGUACGGCGACAGCACACAGGCAAUGCCAGCUGCGCUCAGGGACAUGACCGUCACGGAGAACGAGCACUUCGUCGAGUACGACGAGCACGGUUUAGUCAAAGGGGCGAAGGCGUCUGCGAAGUCCAAGUACCCGGAGGAUGUCUACAUCAACAACCACACGUCGGUAUGGGGCAGCUGGUGGUCAAAUUUCCAGUGGGGCUAUGAAUGCUGCCACUCUACUAUCAAGAACAGCUACUGCACAGGCGAAGACGGCAAGAAGGCCUGGGAGGCAUCAGAGAAGCAGCGGAGCGGCGCAAAUCUGCUCGAAGAAGCAGCUGAAGAUAACGGCGAGGAAGAGGCUGCCGCCGCGGGAGCCAUUGCGACGGAUGAAGCAAAGAGCGAGAAACAGAAUCUGAAACGGACGAGGGAAGAGAUGGCGAGUGGCAUCACGGAGGAGGAGCUUGAAGAUUACCGGCGAAAGCGGACAGCGGCUGACGAUCCGAUGGCCAAGUUCCUCGGCAAGGAUGAACUCGUACAUUAG
Diaporthe citri is the source of this 1410-nucleotide messenger RNA. RefSeq lists its product as uncharacterized. Gene Ontology annotation, molecular function: pre-mRNA 3'-splice site binding; zinc ion binding. Gene Ontology annotation, cellular component: spliceosomal complex. Gene Ontology annotation, biological process: mRNA splicing, via spliceosome. Bases 1 to 1410 code for a protein of 469 amino acids. The record is from RefSeq and is a predicted model, not a curated record. Lineage: Eukaryota; Fungi; Ascomycota; Sordariomycetes; Diaporthales; Diaporthaceae. The transcript has a single exon.